CAGGAGUGCUGAGUGUCUGCUGUCCCAUUGGAGGGGUGGGGACGCAGAGUGCCAGCCACACCUCACCACUAGAGACAGACGCGAGAGCGACGCGGUUUCCCCCAGCCAGCCCACGUCUUUCCCGGGCAGGUCACCCAGGAGUCCGCUCAGCGGUUGGCACCCGGGGCCUUCCCACUCCUCCACUCUGCCGUCUCGAAUCAGCCCGCCCCAGAGGCACUGCGAGCCUCUCUGCUCCUCCCUCCAGCUCUUUCCCCGGCGAGCGCGACUCCAGCGCCCGGUCCGGUCCCCUCUCCAGCCAUGCUUCGCUGCAGGCUCCUUCUCCUCCUUGAACUGAUACUGGGGGCUGAAGUGGGCAGCGCUGGGGGCUCCAGGACUGAUGGAAGAGAAUGCAACAUGACUCAGCAAGCUGCAUGUGGGGACAGAUGCAUCCCUGUGGCCUGGCUCUGCAAUGGUGAGCGAGAGUGCCCCGAUGGGACUGAUGAGCAGUGUGAGGAACCAUGUGGAGGACACCGGCAAGCCUGGCAGUGUGACGAUGGGACAUGUAUUUCCAUCCACUGGCUUUGUGAUGGUGCUGGUGACUGUUUAGAUGGCUCAGAUGAGGUUAAUUGUGAGAGAAUGACGGCAUGUCCAGGCCAAAAAGUCCAGUGCCUAGGAACAUCUGAGUGCCUGGAUGCUUGGGAACUCUGUGAUGUCCAUCAGGACUGUAAAGAUGGGUCCAACAAAGCACAUUGUCCCCAGAGCCACUGCCUCGCUGGGCAGUGGCAGUGCCAGAACAAGGUGUGUGUCAUGGAGAGCUGGAAGUGUGAUGGUAUCAACCACUGUGGUGACGACUCAGAUGAGGAAGCCUGUGCUUUCUGUCCAGAAGGCACAGUUAGAUGUGAUGAAGGGAAGUGCAUCCGAGAAUCUUUGAUGUGUGACGGGGAGGCAGACUGUGCAGACGGCACCGAUGAACCCGCCACAUGUGGCAGAAACUGCUCUCUGGAGACUGGGGGCUGUGAGGGGCUGUGUAGUGACACGGCCUGGGGCGUCCGGUGCUCCUGCGGAUCAGGGUGGCAGCUGCAGCCUGAUAGGAGGAGCUGUGCAGAUAUAGAUGAGUGCUCUGUGGCGUAUGGACCUUGUGACCAACUAUGUCAUAAUACACCAGGCUCUUACUCCUGUGACUGUGUUCAAGGCUAUGAACUUUACAGUGGAAGCAAAUGUCGAGUUAUAGAUGGUGAUGUUAAAAUUCUUAUAGCAGCAGAUCAAGAGCUUGGUGUCCUGGAUCAAAGAACAGGGAUCUAUGAGGGUCUGAUACCUAUAAAAACAAGACCUAGUUCUGUGGCAUAUGACCUGGAAAGAAGCAUGUACUUCUGGGUAGAUAAGACCCUCAAUGUGUUUGUCUCUGGGAAGCCAAACCCUGUUCCCCUCUAUCCAGAACUUACAACAAUGAACAGUAUCUCUCUGGACUGGUUCACGGGACAGUUAUAUUGGGCCAGCAGCUUUGCAAGGGCCAUUUGUGCUGGCUUAAGUGAUGGCAGAGGCUAUGUUAAAAUCUUGGAAAAAGAUGUUUUGCCAGAACAGCUAGUAGUAUUUCCUGCAAAGAAGUACCUGUACUGGGUAAAUGGAGGUGGGAAAGGCAGAAGGACCAUUGAAACUGCAGGAAUGGAUGGCUCUGACCGGAAGGUGCUUGAGGUGGUCACCACCCAGCAGCCUUUAGGACUGACGCUGGACCAUGUGACUGGCAGGCUUUACUGGAUCAGUGGAUAUAAGCAGUCCAUAGAGACAGUGAAAGUGGAUGGCAGUGGGAGGUACAGCUUUCCAAAGAACCUAGAAGGUGAAGACCCACUAGGACUAGCUGUGUUUGAGAACUCGUUCUUCUGGGCAAAUAAAACACAGCUGUUUCAUACCUCACUCUACAGCCAAGAGGAGAGAAGAAUGUUGCUGGAUGCAUCCAUAUCUGCUUUUUCCAUCCUCCACAGGUCCCUGCAGCCCCCAAGCAGACACCCAGCUUGUGUUCCAGGGGUUUGCAGCCACUUGUGCCUCCUGUCUCCUGUCCAUCCCAAGGGCUAUAAGUGUGUUUGCCCAGAGGGAAUGUUUCUUUUACCUUCUGGUACAUGCAGUGAGUUAAAACUUGUAUUUUCUUCUGGUAAACGCCUGUAUUUGCUGAAAGUGGGCUCUAUGGGAGCUGCUAUAGAGAGAACUCUAAUUCAAGAGCACCCUGAGAAUGUCUAUUUGUUGGAUAUUGACUGGAAAAGGAAUUUCAUCUAUUGGACGAAUGCACAGGGACACCUGGUCUACUCCACUGGGUAUUCAGGACAAAAGCAAGAGAUUUGGACACAGCAUACAGUCUGCUCAGCAAAUGUGGACAUACCAACAGGGAAUGUGUACUGGCUGCCCUGUGACCGAAGUGACAUUCAGAAGACCACAAUUCCUGGCAAGGACACACAAACCCUGUACAGCACAGGCAGCAUUAUACUGCAGCUGCUUCUCGAUUGGCCAAGGAGGGCACUAUACUGGGUGGAGAGUGGCAGCCACUUGCAAAGUAUGACCCUCAAUGGCAAAAACAGACACACAAUCUGGAGAGGUACCUGGACGGCAGACACUCAGAUGGCCUUAGACCUCAACGCAGCUAGCAUCCUUUGGGGCAGCAAAGGGCUGGGGCUGCAAAGUCUCAGUCUCUUGAAAAAUAGAACCUACUCUUUGAACAAGUCCUGGAGUGAUGGGCUUAUAGCAGCUCACAUACCCUACCUGGUGACCACGGACAAGGCAGCUCUUGUGCUGUGGAACAGGAAGACUCUGGAGCCCUUCUCCGUGCUGAAGGAGCCACACAUAAGGAAAAUGGUCAUCUUGGCAGAAAACCAGGAAGUGCCAGGGACCUUCCAGUGUCUGGAUGGAAGCAGGUGCAUAGACAGUAAAUACCACUGUGAUGGAGCCCAGGAUUGUCCUGAUGGGUCUGAUGAGGUGACCUGCUGGAAACCCACUGAGGAUUGUUCUCUGCAUUGUGAUAAAAAGACCCGCUGUGUCCCCAAGAGCUGGCUGUGUGAUGGGAACCUAGACUGCUUUGACAAAAAAGAUGAAGAAGGAUGUAUUCAUGAAAACUGCAGCAUGUCUGAAUUUAGAUGUAAGAGUGGCCAAUGCAUUUCCUACUCUCUGCACUGUGAUGGGCACCCAGACUGCCAGGAUCACUCAGAUGAAGAAGGCUGCCCUGCUGCCUGGCCCCUAAGGUGCCCACUGGGGCAGGUGAAGUGUUGGGGCAGUGGAGAAUGUGUGUUAUCUGAGUGGAUAUGUGACCACGACCUAGACUGCAAAGAUGGAAGUGAUGAGAAGGACUGUGACCCUGAGGCACUCUGGUGUAGCCCAAGGCAGUGGGCCUGUGCCAGCCGAGACCAGUGUGUGCCUGACUUCUGGCACUGUGAUGGGCAGAGGGACUGCAGGGAUGGCAGUGACGAGGCUGGAUGCCCUGCUCAGAAGUGCCGGCGCUCUGAGUUCCAGUGUGGCACCUCUAUCUGCCUCAACUUCAGUUUGGUGUGCAAUGGGAAAGAGGACUGUGCUGAUGGCUCGGAUGAGGGUGGCAGGUGCCACCUACCAGCAUGCAGCCCAGGACAGUGUCCCCAUACCUGCUACCCAUCCCCAGCUGGGCCUGUCUGUGCUUGCGAGCCAGGCUUUGAGUUGGAGAGCAGUGGAGGGAUCUGUGAGGAUGUGGAUGAGUGCCAGGGGUUCAGCAGUCAGCCUUGCAGUCACACCUGUAUCAAUACCAAGGGCUCAUACAUCUGCACCUGUCAUCCUGGCUACUCACUGGAGCCUGAUGGCCAUACCUGUAAGGCAACAGGUACUGAACCAAUCCUGCUUGUUGCAAUUCAAUUUAACUUAUUUCUCUAUGGAUUGAGAAGCUUGAAAGAAGAUAUCCUGGCAACUAUAGACAAGAACCUGAUUAUUUUCUCUGUUGACUAUGACUUAGUAGAUCAGAAAGUCUUUUGGACAGAUUUCAAUGCAGAAAGUAUACAGUGGAUAAGUAUGGAUGCUACAAAGAGAGGCACUGUGGUGAAAGGGAUAAAGUCAGACUGUAUAGUGGUUGACUGGAUUGGAAGGAAUCUGUACUGGACUGAUGGGACAGCUGGUCAGAUUUUGGCGAUUCCACUGACUGCUGUUUGGAGAGGAAAAGCUGAGUACACAAUUGUCCUGGAUGAUGACUUGACACAACCCCGGUCUUUGGCUUUGGAUCCUCUAAAUGGAUUAAUGUACUGGUCUGAGAUUGGAGAAGAACCGCAAAUAGAGAAAGCAGGAAUGGAUGGAAGCAGCCGGAAAAUACUCAUUGAUAAAGGUCUUGGACGGCCAACUAGCAUAGCUCUUGACCAGUUAAGUUGGAAGAUAUUCUGGUCUGAUGACAAAUUUCACAGCAUUGGUUCUGCCAACCUAGAUGGUACUGGCAUUAGUAUGUUGCAGCUCACACAAAUCAAGAACCCCUUUUCAGUCACUGUGUUUGAAGAUGGAGUCUUCUGGUCUGAACUGAAGACAAGAACAGUACAGCGUGUGCAGAAGAUGACAGGCAAGAGCCGGGCUGUCCUCAUCAAGCGUUCUGGACAGCCCUAUGGACUCAAGAUAAUGCACGAAGUGCUACAGCCUAGGUCUUUGAAUCCUUGCCUGGAUACUGGAUGUUCUCACUUGUGCCUUUUGAGCCCACGAUCCACGGGAAGCUGCCAUUGCCCAGUUGGCUUUUUGCUUGCAGAUGAUGGCCUCAACUGUGUCCCACUCCAGGAGUCUGCAUUCCUCUUCCUUGUACUGCCCACAGUUAUUACACAGAUCUAUCUGAAAAAUCUCAAAGCUUUACCAGGACAAGCAACUUUGCCAGAACAUAGAAUGCUUCCCUUUACCAGUGUGAACCAGCUUGCAUCAGUGGAUUAUUUUGUGCAGGAAAAGGCCUUGUACCUUUCUGAGUUGAAUAAUGGUGAUAUCAGGCUACUGAGGCUUAAAGAAUCUGGGACACUUUCUUGGAGGAAACUCAUAUCAGUGGAGGGGUCUGUGAUCAACCUUGCUGUGGACUGGCUCAGUGGAAACAUAUAUUGGAUUGACAGUGAGAAUCCCCACAUCAAUGUAGCUUCCUCAAAAGGCCAGUAUCCCAUUGUCUUGCUCCAUGAAAAUCUUGCCCGCCCAGCCUCUGUUGUUCUGCACCCACCUGCUGCAGCCAUGUGCUUCGUGGAUCUGGGUCCCUGGAAUGAUGGCAGUCAUGGGUCCAGCAUUGAAUGUGCCGCUAUGGAUGGCAGUGGGAGAAAGGUGCUAUGGCAGAAGUCCCAGCUGCCUGUGGGCCUGGCAUUUUCAGAUUCAGGGACUCGACUGUACUGGGCUGAUUCUGGGCGAGGACUCAUAGAAAGCAUUCAGCAAGAUGGCUCCAGACACAGAGUAGAUCACAGAGGAAUUCGGGGACUUAACCUCUUUACAUGUGGUCAAGGCAUGAUGUUCUGGACAACAGUUGAUGAUACCCAAAUCACUAAAGUUUGGUAUAGCAAGAAAGGAGUUUCAGAAAACUGGUGGUUCCAAGUAGACCAGAAGAUUGUGAACUUAAAAGUGUAUAGUACAUUUAAUCAACAAGGUAAUAAUAGUUGCUCAAAAGACAAUGGAGGAUGCAGCCACAUCUGCUUACCAAACCCCAAGGGUCAGACUUGCAAGUGUCCCCAAGGGUACUACUUGGCUGAUGCAAACAAAUGUAUUGAAGCUGUCCAGUGCUCUGGGCCAUCACAGUCCUGUGAAGAUGGUCAGAAAUGCAUUUCCAUGGAGCAAGUUUGUGAUGGUCAUACUGACUGUCUUGAUGGAUCCGAUGAAAUGGACUGUAAAACCCAUUCAACAGCAACACCUAAAAGGCCAGAAGCUGGAAAGAGUUUGGCUCCAAAAGCAGCCCACACUCUCCAGACUACCAAGUCCACCACACUUGGACACCAAGGUCAAGAAGGAAUGAGAUAUCCUGUCAGAAAAACAUUAACCACUCAGAAGCCUGCUGGACCGAGCAAGAGCCCAGAAGUCAAGGAAAGAGGAGAGUCUUUUCGCCCCAAGGACUCACAGACGACAAAACACAUGCCCUGCACUAGUGCUUUCUGUAAUGGGAGGGGAAUCUGUGCAGUGGAAGGAAAGCUGAGAAAAUGCAGCUGUCUGACAGAUCAUGGGAGAGAGUUCUGUGAAGAGGCACAGAUCUCUGUCUCUGGCUUCGUAGCCCUCAGCAUAACCAUGGCUUUCUCAGUGGUUCUGGUAGCUCUGGGAACACUUACAUAUUUCAGAAGAGAACAUGAAUUAAAAAGAACAUCAUCAAGGAAUUUGGCUUGUGAUAAAGAAAAUAACCAAGAGGAGGAAAAUCUAAUGAAUAGUGAGAUUUUUGUCAAUGAAGCCUAUGAUGAGCAGGUAUGUUGAGGGAGACCAGGAAGACUCUCUGAAGAAAGUGGAUUGUGAGGCAUAGUUAAAGAAUGACCUUUCUGAAAAAUCCCAGCUGGGUCAAAGUCAAUGUGAAUUUAAAGAGAUUCUUUUUAUUGGUGAAUGUGCACAUGAAACUAUAGUGUAUAGCUAUUGUGCUUAUGAAACUAUUGCUCAAUAACCUUUUUGUUCUUAGAUUGUAGUUUGAAGAACUAACAUUAACCAAAAUGAAACAUGUAUGAAAUAGUAUCAAGAAAUUUAGUGUUUAGUGGACUUCCACGAGGGGCCUGGCUUUAUGCUGGGGCAGGAUGGGAUGUUAUUAAGAUUACUCCGCCUGUGUUCUCUGCUAACUUCUGCAUAGUUCAGUAAUCUCUGCAUUUUUGCUUUGUUUUAAUGUAGUGUAACUCCAGCUCUCUUUAACUCUUUUCCCACAGAAAUUGCUAACAUCUUUACAGACAGACUGACCUUAUAAAAAAGAAACUGAAAUAUUCCAAUAAAAUGUUUAUAUAUUU
Heterocephalus glaber (naked mole-rat) is the source of this 6887-nucleotide messenger RNA. The record is from RefSeq and is a predicted model, not a curated record. Lineage: Eukaryota; Metazoa; Chordata; Mammalia; Rodentia; Bathyergidae.